AUGUCGAUGCACUAUGCGGUUCUGGCUGGCUAUCGUCAGGUCGAUGGCGAAACCUACACCGCCAUAGUAACUACACUACUGUGUGUAGCGUUGCUACCUCAGGCGCCGCGGAUGCAGCAAAAUGCCGGUAACGCCAUCGCCAUCGCCAAUACUGCCACCAUCGCCACCAUCGUUGGAAAGAAGAACGGGUGUCAGGGUAUCAGCUCCGCUACCGUUCAGGCUGCUAGUAGGCGCAGAAGCAGCAGAGUAUCGUAG
Molecule: messenger RNA, 255 nt
Organism: Peniophora sp. CBMAI 1063
Lineage: Eukaryota; Fungi; Basidiomycota; Agaricomycetes; Russulales; Peniophoraceae
Source: the annotation of a GenBank genome assembly